UAUCUUUUAUUUUUUUAUUUCUUUUUAUUUUACAUCGAUAAGAAAAGUAAUAUAUCGGUGUAAGCAUUUACGAAAACUUUCAUCCCUAAUUAGAAAUUACAUCAAAUUAGAUCUCAAGUCAUCAUCUACUCGAAUAAUCAAAUACAUUUCAGAGUAAAACGAAGGAGAAUAUAAUCAGCAAUCGUAAUAUUUUCUAGAUCCUGACAUAUGUCCAGACUAUUCGAAUUUAAAUAAUUCAAUAGGUCUUUCGUCUUUACCGAUGAAUAGUCAGAUAAGAUGUCAAAAAAAAACUUUGCUAAAGAAAUUUUUUUGGACGUCAAAGCCUCUUGAUUUUCAUAAGUUCUGCUGUGGGGAUUAUGAAGAAGGCACAGUUUCUCUACGUGAGUUCGUAUAUACCAAUGACCAGAAAUAAGUGUAGUAGGUCUUGCAGUAUUCACACGAUCCCAAUGAUGUGUGUUGAGUUCCCAAGAUCUAGUUUUAUUAUACGUGAGUGAUGUUAACCGGGAAGUGGUGCACGACUUAAGUUCCUUCAUUACGCCAUUUUAGUUACUUCGAGUCCCGGCGAAUACCUUGUGAAAAACCUAACAUAUUUCUUGGUAAUCUUGGCGGUGUACAAACGACUCGAUCCUUUCAAGAAAUAUGGAUGAAUUACUACAAGAAGUUCAAGGACACUGGACCUUUUGCCGGUUUCUAUUGGUUUCAACGCCCUGGUGUAUUUCUUUUAGAUAUGGAACUUAUUAAAAAUGUGCUGAUUAAAGAUUUUAACAAUUUUACUAACCGUGGUUUUUAUACUAACAAAAAGGACGAUCCAUUAACUGGUAUAUUAUUCUUGUUAGAGGGACAUAGUUGGAAAUUUAUGCGUACCAAAAUUUCCCCUACAUUUACAUCCGGUAAAAUGAAAUUUAUGUUUCCAACGGUCAUUAGUGUAGGGCAAGAAUUUGUAAAAGUCUUUGGAGAAAUGUUACAGCAACAGGCAGUGAUAGAGGUCAAGGAGUUAUUGGCACGCUUUACCAUUGAUGUUAUAGGCAAUUGUGGUUUCGGUAUUGAUUGCUGCAGUUUGAGAGAUCCGAAAGCGGAGUUUUUAAUAAUGGGUAGAAAGUCACUAGUGGAGUUUCGUUAUGGCAGAAUUGGAUCAGCUUUUAAUAGUGCAUUUCCUAAUUUAGCACGAAAAUUUCAUAUGAAAAUAACGCCUGCUUAUAUUGAGGAAUUUUUCAUGCGUACUGUACGAGAGACAGUGGAAUAUCGGGAGAAGCACAAUAUCAGAAGAAAUGACUUUAUGGAUCUCUUGCUUGAUUUGAAAAAUAAUAAACUAGUAAAGUCUGAAAAUGAUGAUGAGCUCAGAAAUUUGACAUUUGAUGAACUCGUUGCACAAAUAUUUCUGUUCUUUGUGGCUGGUUUUGAAACUUCGUCUACAACAAUGGGAUUUGCACUCUAUGAAUUAGCUAAGCAUGAAGAAAUACAAGAACGUGUUCGAAAAGAAAUCUCAGAUGUACUUGACAAUUACAAACAGGAGUUAACAUAUGAGGCUAUAAAGGAUAUGACAUUUUUAAAUCAAGUCAUAUUGGAAACUUUGCGUCUUUAUACUGUCAUACCAGUGCUUAAUCGACAGUGUUUAAAUGAUUACGUUGUGCCUGGGCAUCCAAAUUAUGUUAUUAAAAAGGAUAUGCUUGUUUAUAUACCAGCUGGCGCAAUACAUCGUGAUCCAAAAUAUUAUCCAAAUCCUGAUGUAUUUAAUCCCGACAAUUUUACACCAGAGAAAGUCAAGGAAAGGGAGAGUGUACAUUAUUUAGCAUUUGGUGAUGGUCCAAGAAAUUGUGUGGGUAUGCGUUUUGGUCAAAUGCAAACUCGUAUUGGUUUAGCAUUACUUCUAAAGAAUUUCAGAUUUUCAGUUUGUUCAGAAACACAAAUCCCACUUAAAUAUAGUAAAAAGCAUUUUCUUUUGGCUACCGAGAGCGGUAUUUACCUCAAAGCUGAAAGAGUUUAGUCUUAGAUUUAUAUUAA
This is a messenger RNA of Teleopsis dalmanni, 2001 nucleotides long. RefSeq names its product cytochrome P450 6a9-like. The transcript is spliced from 3 exons. NCBI's taxonomy places the organism in Eukaryota, Metazoa, Arthropoda, Insecta, Diptera, Diopsidae. Gene Ontology annotation, molecular function: monooxygenase activity; oxidoreductase activity, acting on paired donors, with incorporation or reduction of molecular oxygen; iron ion binding. The record is from RefSeq and is a predicted model, not a curated record. Bases 644 to 1984 code for a protein of 446 amino acids.